AUGCCCCAAAGAAAAGGCUUGGAGAAUCACACUGAUGGAUCUGGAUUCAUUCUUCUGGGAUUUUCUGACCACCCCAGCCUGCAGGGCUUGUGCUUCACAGUAUUCCUGGUCAUCUACCUGGUGAUCCUCACAGGGAACAGCCUGAGUGCCCUCAUCACAGUGGUGGACUCCAGCCUCCACAGCCCCAUGUACUUCUUCCUGAGGAACCUGUCCAUCCUGGAGAUCUGCUACACGUCUGUCACUCUGCCAAAAAUGCUGGUGAGUUUACUGAUGGAAGAUGGCAGGAUCUCUUUCCUUGGCUGUGCUGCCCAGCUGUAUUUCCUGGUUUUGCUGGGCAGUACUGAAUGCCUUCUCCUGGCUGCCAUGGCCUAUGAUCGCUAUGUAGCCAUCUGUGACCCCCUGCACUACACUCUCAUCAUGAACGGGGGGCUCUGUGUCAGACUGGUAGUGGGAUCAUGGAUGGUUGUCGCACCAGUGCAGGUAGGACAGACCUACCAGGUGUUCACUUUGCCCUUCUGUGACCUUCACCACUUCUUCUGUGAUGUGCCCCCUCU
This is a messenger RNA of Pterocles gutturalis (yellow-throated sandgrouse), 554 nucleotides long. RefSeq names its product olfactory receptor 10AG1-like. The record is from RefSeq and is a predicted model, not a curated record. Gene Ontology annotation, biological process: G protein-coupled receptor signaling pathway. Gene Ontology annotation, molecular function: G protein-coupled receptor activity; olfactory receptor activity. The annotation marks the transcript as partial. Gene Ontology annotation, cellular component: membrane. NCBI's taxonomy places the organism in Eukaryota, Metazoa, Chordata, Aves, Pterocliformes, Pteroclidae. The transcript has a single exon.